Molecule: messenger RNA, 636 nt
Organism: Meloidogyne enterolobii
Lineage: Eukaryota; Metazoa; Nematoda; Chromadorea; Rhabditida; Meloidogynidae
Source: the annotation of a GenBank genome assembly
UUUUUCAGAUAUUAUGAAGAAAUCCAUAACGAAAUUGAGAAACAGAUCCUUAAAGAAAUUGAGAAAUUUGAAAAAAUUGAGGCUGAAUUUAAAGGGCAAGAGAAAAUUGUAAAUGAAGAAAUUCAGAAACAAAAUAUCGAAAUUGAGAAUAUUCAAAAAAAUCAAGAGCAAAUUAAAAAGCUUGAGAGAAAAAUUGAAGAAAUUAAGGCACUAAAUAAGGAUCUUGCGCAACAAGGAGAAAUUAAGAAUAAUACUGAAAGGCUUUACAAACAAAUUCCGAAAAUUGAGGAACAAACGGAUACUGAAAGUAAAGGAAUUAUUAAGAUGAAGAAAAAAUUGGGACCUCAUAACUUUGAGAAAUUAAUUGAAGAAAAUAUGAACAAAAUUAAAAAUAGUGAACAAAAAAUUGAAGAACUUAGGGAACAAAUUAGUGAAAGUAGGAAACAAAUUGAAGCAAUUUCAACAGAAAUUGAACCACUUUUGGAAAUUUUAAAAGAAAAAGAUGAAUAUUUUUCGAAGAAUGAAAAUGAAGAGUUGAAGAAGAAUUGGAAGAUGUACUGCUACAUUGAAAAGUAUAAUACGCAGUUUGAACAGCCCAAAGUGUUGAAGUUGCAUUAUUGUAAGUCCUAUUGUUAA